Colletotrichum tamarilloi is the source of this 2871-nucleotide messenger RNA. RefSeq lists its product as uncharacterized. NCBI's taxonomy places the organism in Eukaryota, Fungi, Ascomycota, Sordariomycetes, Glomerellales, Glomerellaceae. The record is from RefSeq and is a predicted model, not a curated record. Gene Ontology annotation, cellular component: mitochondrion. Gene Ontology annotation, molecular function: oxidoreductase activity. The transcript has 3 exons. Bases 1 to 2871 code for a protein of 956 amino acids.
AUGUCUGCAACCACUAUCCGCAAGGCCGUCAUCACGGAGUUCGGCGACGUCUCCAAGGUCCAAAUCAUUCAGGACACCAUCGAGCCGCCUCCGGCAAACCACGUCCAGGUCUCAACCAUCUACUCCGGUUUCUCAGGUGCCGACAUCAACAUGCGCAAAGGCGUCUACCCCAUGCAGAAGAAGGCCCCGCUGACUCCGGGCUACUGCCUGGUCGGCACUGUCAAGACCACCGGCCCAGGGUGCACAUCCAAGCUCUCGCCGGGUGAUCUCGUCGCCUGCCUCACAAUUUACGACGCCGAAGCCGAGCUGGUCAACCUGCCGGAAAAGUACCUCAUCAGAGUACCCCCCGGGACCGACCUGCAGCAGGCCACAGCCCUCAUCCUAGACUGGAACACAGCGUACGCCAUGGUCUUUGACGUCGCCAAAGUCAGCAAAGGUCAGCGCGUCUUCAUCCACGGCGUCAGCGGGGCCGUCGGCUAUGCCCUUAUGAAGCUGUGCCAGCUGCAAGGCGCCGAGGUCUACGGCACGGCAUCGGAGCGGAACCACGCCGCCGCCCGGGAGCAAGGGGCCCACCCGUUCGUGUAUACGGACAAGAAGUGGAUGCAGGCCGUGAAGGAGCUCGGCGGGGCGGACGCCGUGUUCGAUCCCCUCGGGUUCGAGAGCUGGGAUGAGUCGUUUUCGGUUCUGUCGCCUACCGGUAUCUUGGUCGGCUACGGCGGCAAUCUACGCUCACUCAAUGACGAUUCGGAGCAUGGCUCUGUUGUCUUGCCGACGAUGAAACUUAUGGCGCGGGGCAUGGUGCCGUUUUGCGGCAAGAGGACCAAGUUCUACUACAUCACGCGCGACGACGCGACGUUUGAGCCGAAUCUGAAGGCUUUACUUGAGUUGGCGGCCGAGGGCAAGAUCACCGUUCCCAUCAAGAAGGUGAUUGGCAGCAGCGACGAACACGGUGGAAGGGGCGACGUCUCUUCGCCAAAGGCAUCUUUCCGACAUUCGUCAACUUCUCUGCCUCGGGAUAAGUACUCGUCAACUUCAUCACAACACAAUCGCUUCAUCACAGUCUUUCAUAGCCCGAACGCAAUGAAGGUUUCAAUUGGCCUGGCCGCCGUCACGGGUCUCGCCGGCUUCACUGCCGCCAAAAAGCCCGACCCUCCCAAGAUCACCGACUUUGACUGGGAUACCAUCACGCCCGCCCGCAAGCUGGAAUACCACCCAUGCUACAAAGACUACCAAUGCGCCCGCCUCAGCGUCCCUCUCGACUGGCUCGAUGAGACGAACGAGCACACGGUCUCUCUGGCAAUCAUCAAGCUCCCUGCCACCGUCCCCGACGACGACCCAUCUUUUGGCGGCACCGUUUUCACCAACCCAGGCGGGCCCGGUGGCUCCGGCGUGAGCAUGCUGCUCCGCAAUGGCCACGAUAUGCGCCGCACGCUAAGCGGCGGCAGCAAAAAGUACGAGAUGCUGAGCUGGGAUCCGCGCGGCGUGCAAUUCACGACGCCUGUGGCUGAUUGCUACGAGGACGAACUCGCAAGGGACACGGACAACAUCCAACGUCUGGCCAUCGGGCCGCUCGAUGCCAGCCCGGAUGCAUUGAGGAGGCAGUGGGCGAGGAUUCAGGGGUACGGCAGGCUCUGUACCGAGAAGCCGGGCAACGGCUCCAUCAUCCCAUUUGCUACGACAGCAUCUGUCUGCCGCGACAUGGUCGAGAUGGUGGACAAGAUUGACGAGCUUCGCAAGAAAGAAGCUGCAGCUUCGCAACCCGAGCAGUCGCUAGAGCUCCGGAAGGUUAAGGAUGUGCCGCGGAUUCAAUACUGGGGCUUCUCAUACGGCAGCAUCCUCGGCAAUACGUUCGCCUCAAUGUAUCCUGGGCGCGUAGGCCGGCUUAUUGUUGAUGGCAUCGCGGAUUCAAAUGACUACGUGGCAGGGGGCUGGAAGACCAACCUUCAAGAUACGGAGAAGCUUGUUGAUUAUUUUUACGAGACAUGCUUUGAGGCUAAGGAGAAAUGCGCGCUGAGCCGGCCUUCGGACAAGCAGUGGCAAGACGUUCGUGAUCGAGUCGAUCAGCUCGUGAAACGUCUCGACGAAGCCCCCGUCGCGGUACUCAACGGCAAGGUGACAAACAUCUUGACAGGCUACGAUGUCAUCCUCUCCUUCAAGAACCCGCUCUACGCGCCCUACACUCGCUUCAUCAAACUCGCCAACGAAAUCAAUGCUGCCAUCGAGGGAAACUACACCGCCAUCCUGGAGUCCGCCUCCGCCGAGAUUCCCAAGAUCGACCAGGCCUGUACCCAUCCCAACGCCACAGAUCUGAGGCUCUCCUGGGGAGACGGCGGUCAGGCGGUCCUUUGCGGCGACGGCGAAGAUAACACGAAUAUGACCCUCGCCGACUACAGGGCCUACGUCGCGGUGCUCGAAUCCCAGUCGCCGACCUUCGCCGGCUACUGGGGACAGAUUCGGUCCGCCUGCACGAGCUGGCUCGUCCGCCCCAAGUGGCGCUUCACAGGCCCGUUUACGACACCGCCGCACGAUGCUGCGGUUGUAGAAGGCCGGCCCGCAGCGCCGCUGCUCUUCAUGUCUUCGCGACUCGAUCCCGUGACGCCAUUGAGAAACGCUUUCAAAGCGAGUGAGGGACACCCCGGGUCAGUUGUCGUGAUUCAAGAGUCGGUGGGCCACGCUGCCUUUGCCACGGGGAGCAAGUGUACGACCAAGAUCCUUCGGGAGUAUCUUGAGCAUGGGACAGUACCGGAGAGCGGGACCGUUUGUCAGCCUGAUUGUGGCCCUUGGGAUGGCGACGCCUGUGAGUCGGAUAGCUUAAGCGUCAACGUGGCGCCUCUUGCGCCGCCGCAUGAUAGAUCUCACCGAGUCUAUUGA